Molecule: messenger RNA, 1815 nt
Organism: Andrographis paniculata
Lineage: Eukaryota; Viridiplantae; Streptophyta; Magnoliopsida; Lamiales; Acanthaceae
Exons: 7
Coding region: 112-1680 (522 amino acids)
Source: RefSeq, a predicted model, not a curated record
AGAUCCCAAGAGUCGUCUUGGUCCUCCUCGAUCGAUCAAAAUCAAACCAACUCCUAAUCCCAAAUCAAAGAUCGACGCAGAAUCCCUCAAUUCCACGUCAAACCAUUCAAGAUGAACUCUGCUGGAAGAGGGAUGUGGUUGAUGAGGCUACUGAUUGUUUUGGGGUUAGGAUUAGGGUUUCAAACCGGAGAUGCGUUCACACUGCCGUUCCAAGUGCAGGAUAUGCUUCCGGUGCUUCCGCGUCAGGUUUCGUGGCCUGUGAUGAACAAUAUCCACAGCGCCGUCGAUUUACUGCCGCAGUAUAUCGGAUCGUUGGCUCCGGAUAACGGCACAAUUAGGUGGAAAGGCGCUUGUUUCUUCGAGAACGAGGCGAAGAUCAAUUUGGUCGACACCGGCGACAGAGGAAUCGGGGGAGGAAUCAUUCGUCUUUCGACUGGAGCUCCCCACAGCUGGACAUGUAUGGAUUUGUAUGUAUUCGCAACUCCAUAUCGGGUUACAUGGGAUUAUUAUUUUGCUUCUCGGGAUCAUACCUUGACGAUUGAUUCUUGGGAGGAAUCUGCUGAAUUGGAUUAUGUCAAGCAGCACGGGAUUUCAGUUUUCCUCAUGCCGUCAGGAAUGCUCGGGACUCUUCUUUCCAUGGUUGACGUCUUGCCGUUGUUUUCCAACACUGGUUGGGGACAGAGUGCUAAUCUAGCCUUCCUGAAGAAGCACAUGGGCGCGUCAUUUGAAAAGCGCCGUGGACCUUGGCGUUCGACCAUCAAUCCGGAAGAUGUAAAUUCUGGUGACUUUCUAGCAGUUUCUAAGAUCCGUGGUCGGUGGGGUGGAUUUGAGACACUCGAGAAAUGGGUCACGGGUGCUUUCGCCGGACACACUGCUGUAUGCUUGAAAGAUGAACAGGGUAACCUUUGGGUCGGUGAAUCUGGACACGAAAAUGAGAAGGGUGAAGAAGUUAUCGCGAUUAUCGCUUGGGACGACUGGUGGGAGUUGGCACUCAAGGAUAGUUCUAAUCCACAAAUAGCUCUGCUGCCAUUACAUCCCAAUAUACGCUCUAGGUUCAACAAUACUGCAGCCUGGGAAUACGCUCGACAGAUGGCAGGGAAACCGUACGGUUACCACAACAUGAUCUUCAGCUGGAUCGACACUGUGACUGAAAACUACCCCCCGCCUCUGGAUUCUCAUUUGGUCCUCUCUGUCAUGUCCAUGUGGACGAGAAUGCAGCCUGCGUAUGCUGCAAACAUGUGGAAUGAAGCUCUUAAUAUGCGGCUUGGGACCGAGGGUCUGGACUUGUACGAAAUUCUAGCUGAGUCGGAGAGACGGGGCAUAACUUUUGAUCAAUUGCUUACUAUUCCCGAGCAAGACGAAUGGGUUUACAGCGAUGGUAAAUCAACAACAUGUGUUGCGUUUAUCCUCGCUAUGUAUAAAGCAGCCGGUGUAUUUGGUCCCGUAUCCAACCACAUUCAAGUGACUGAAUUUACGAUUCGGGAUGCCUACAUGCUAAAAAUAUUCGAAAGCAACAAGACACGUUUACCAAACUGGUGCAAUGAUGAUCUCCCGUUCUGCCAAAUAUUGGGCGAGUAUCGAAUGGAAUUGCCAUAUUACAACACCCUGGAGCCUUACUCCAACAUGAAUGAGAAUUGCCCGUCUUUGCCUCCGACUUAUGAGAGGCCUAUUCGGUGCUGAAUGUUUGGACGCAUAUUAUCUAGGUACGCAAAUGGCCCUUCUAAAAUCGAUAUAUUUUUUCUACGGUUGUGGCAUGUAUUAUCAACUUUCGACAUAGGCUUAAAAGACAUAAUAAUCGGAUCUAUUUACCACUUA